Molecule: messenger RNA, 1611 nt
Organism: Fusarium proliferatum ET1
Lineage: Eukaryota; Fungi; Ascomycota; Sordariomycetes; Hypocreales; Nectriaceae
Exons: 3
Coding region: 1-1611 (536 amino acids)
Biological process (GO): transmembrane transport
Molecular function (GO): transmembrane transporter activity
Source: RefSeq, a predicted model, not a curated record
AUGGCCCCUAUACAUCGAAUAUUCUCAUCGGCGAAUAAUAAGCCCUAUCGAACUAAGCAACUAGAAGAAGAAAACCCACCGUACUUAAACGAGGAUGGCUACGUCGACUUUGCACCAGGCGACAUUCAAAACCCACAGAAUUGGUCUACUGUUCGGCGCUGGUCUGUCACGUUCUCAGCUGUGUUGCUCGUCCUGAAUGCAACUUUUGCAUCAAGCUCGCCUAGUGGAUGCUUCCCGUCUAUCUCAGAACACUUCCAUGUAUCCGAGUUGGUAGCAGGCUUGACCAUUACCCUGUUUCUACUGGGUUACUGUGCUGGACCGCUUAUCUUCGCACCACUAAGUGAGCUCUACGGAAGAAGAUGGAUCUUCUAUAUCACCUUUACGCUAUAUCUAAUCUUUAACUUUCUGUGUGCCUGGGCACCUAACUUUGGCGCCCUCCUUGUCGGCCGUUUCCUCACUGGAACGUUUGUCUCUGCACCUCUCAGCAAUGCACCUGGCGUACUCGCGGACCUGUGGACCCCGAUCGAGCGCGGAAAUGCCAUGGCAGGAUUUUCUGCCAUGGUAUGGGUUGGGCCAGCAUUAGGGCCUGUUAUUGCCGGGUUCCUCGAGCUGAAGAAGGACUGGCGUUGGAGUUUCUAUGUCCUUCUCUGGCUUGGUGGUGUAACAGCUCUCGUCAUGUUGACUAUUCCCGAGACACAUGCUCCCACAAUUCUCCUUAAGAAGGCUCGAAGAAUACGAAAGGCAAAGAUUCCUGGUUAUGAGAAUGUCAAAGCUCGUUCUGAAGAGGGUGAUCGUACACUGAAAACCGUGUACCGUAUCGCCUUAACCAGACCGUGGAUUAUUCUCUUUGACACCAUAUCCUUUCUCUGCGCAGUAUACAUGUCAGUAGUCUACACGUUGUUAUACAUGCUUUUUAGCAUCUAUCCAAUCGUGUUUCAGCAACGACGUGGCUGGAACCCCGGUGUUGGAGAGCUGCCCUUGAUUGGGACUGUUAUUGGUGCGUUCAUCGGUGGUGGCAUAGUUUUGAUCGAUACGCGAAUUAGAAAGAAGAAGAUUGAGAAUGGGGACAAACAGAUGGAGCCCGAAGACAGACUGCCGUUGGCAAUGAUAGGAGGUGUUGGAUUUGCCGUGACCAUGUUCUGGUUUGCAUGGACGGCUGAGUAUAACUCUAUCCAUUGGAUCGUACCGACGCUGGCGGGAACUUUCCUAGCUACAUCUCUGAUGUUGAUCUUUGUGGCUUUCCUGACGUAUCUCGUUGAUGUUUAUCUCAUGUUCGCGGCAUCUGCUAUUGCUGCAAAUACCAUUGCUCGAUCGGCAUGCGGCGCUGCUGCCCCCUUGUUCACAACCCAAAUGUUCGAUACAUUAGGAGUUGGUGGUGGUGGAAGUCUAAUCGGAGGAGUUGCUACAGUCCUAGCCGUUAUCCCGUUUCUGUUCUACCGAUACGGGAAGCAGAUUAGAAUCAGAAGCAAGUUUGCGCCGACAAAAGAGAAGAGCGAAGCUAGGGAGAAGGAUGAGGAACAGGCCGGCAACAAUGCCACUGCUCGGAGGAACAGUGUUUUAUCUCAUCCAGAUAGGGCGAGUAGCUCGGAUACCACAGUGACCGCCGCAUGA